Messenger RNA from Taeniopygia guttata (zebra finch), 3755 nucleotides. Its product is annotated as tumor necrosis factor ligand superfamily member 10. The record is from RefSeq and is a predicted model, not a curated record. Gene Ontology annotation, biological process: immune response. NCBI's taxonomy places the organism in Eukaryota, Metazoa, Chordata, Aves, Passeriformes, Estrildidae. Gene Ontology annotation, molecular function: tumor necrosis factor receptor binding. Gene Ontology annotation, cellular component: membrane.
CCGCCCCCGGCCCGCCCCGCCGUCCGUCCCGCCGCGCUCGGGCCCGGGGCAGCGGGACCGGGACCGGGACCGGGCCGGGCCAUGGCCCCGCACCCGCCCAGCGCCGGGCAGUACCUGCGCUCCGACAGCGGCGCCUCCGACACGCCGAUGCUGGCCGAGGGUCCCGCUGCCGGGCCCGCUCCCGGUGACUGUCCCGGUGCCGGUGCCGGUCCGGACGGCGGCCCCGGUGCGGCGCGGGGGCAGCGGCGGCGGCGGUGCGGACCGCUGUGGGGCAGCGUGGCCGUCAUGGCUAUCCUGGCGCUGCAGAUCGCCUCCACCACCGGCCUCUUCGUCUACUUCACCAUGGCCAUCUCUAAGCUGAAAUCCCAGGCUCCGGGCAGCGCAGAGGAGCUGCGGUGUCUGCAGGCGCUCAACCAGCAGCUCGAGGGUUCCAGCCUGGAGAAGCUGAGCAGCAGCCAGGGCUGCCUCAAGCUGGCCAGCACCAUCAAAGCCUAUGUGGCCACGGUGACCGAGAACAUCAUCCGCAGGAGCGUGGUGAAGGAGGCCUGGCGGAGCUACUUCAACACCUCAGAGGGGCAACUUCCUCCCAAAAUAGCUGGGAAACCCUCAGCACAUCUCACCCUCCGCCCACAGAGCCUGGCUCAGGAUGGACGCUCCCAGCGCUCCGGGAACCUGUCGCAGUCGUGCCGCCACGCCAUCACGCACUGGGGGCACAGCAGCCUCCUCUCCCACGUGCAGAACAUGACGUACCGCGCCGGGCGGCUGCGCGUGGAGCAGCCGGGCAAGUACUACGUGUACUCGCAGAUCUAUUUCCGCUACCGCGGCGCGGGCCGCGACUCGGGCCCUCAGCUCGUGCAGUGCAUCCAGUGGCAGCCGGCCCACAGCCCGCCCGUGCUGCUGCUCAAGGGCGUGGGCACCAAGUGCUGGGCGCCCGAGGCUGACUACGGGCUCCACGCGCUCUACCAGGGCGGACUCUUCGAGCUCAAGGCUGGGGACGAGCUCUUCGUCUCCGUCUCCUCCUUGGCCAUCGACUCCAAUGAUGCAGCAGCCAGUUACUUUGGGGCCUUCCGGCUCGACCUGUGACAGCCCCUCCGCUCCCACCCGGCCCUGGGACAGCGGCCACAGCCGGGGUGGCACAGGGCUCUCCUUCGUGGCUGCCUUGUCCUUUGUGGUGAGGGAUGAGCCAAGAAGCCCCACACCCUGCCCACAGGGCCCUGCUGUGCUCGGUGCCACCCUCCCUCCCCGUGGGAGGCAGCUCCUGGAGGCCUACAGGGGACAUGCACGAGGAGGGACAUCCUAGCCCUGCUGGCACAGCACCUUCCAACAGCUCCCUGCAGCAGGAAAGGCACCAGGGCCACAUCUGCCACUGCAAGACAAAGUGUCCCCGUGGCAGGGUGACACCCGUGAGUCUGACCCCACCUUGGGCAGGGCUGUGGGUGCCAGUACCGGGGGCUGGAAGCACCCUGGGGCACAGGGCUGGGACCCCUGGGGCACACCUUGUGGGGAUGGGUGCAGUGUCCGCCUCUGGAAGGGAAUGAAGGAGUUUCAGUUUGGGAGAUGAAAGCCUGGGGCAACAGCACCAGUGGUUGCAAGGAGGGCAAAGGGCAAGACCGUGACACCACAGCAGUCACCAGUCCUGGCACCACACCCGGCACGUGGCACUGGGGCACGUGGUGACCGAGCCAGGCUGCACAGGACCAGGAGCUCAGCACGGCUGCUGACCCAGCACCUCUUCCCGUGUGGAUUUUGUCCCCCCCAGCCCUCAUGGACAGCACAGUCCCCACUUCCUCACACCUCCAGCCCUGGCAAGCCCUGCAGGAUUCCAGCUCUGGAUGGGCUCCAUGGUCACAGCAAGACCUUGGAGGGACCAAACCAGUCCUUGGGUGAUGUGAUGGAGCCACUCCAGAGGCCAAAGGUGGGUUCAGGCAGGGCAGAGCAGGGCCCAGCUGGCUCAGCCCGUGGACACUGGGUGGGCACAGCCCCCUUUUCCAACCCCCCCUGUACUUUCUGUAUCCUACUAAGACUGGGGGGAUUCACACAGUGGCAGCGUGGGCUGGCACAGGUAUGGGGCUCCCAGGGAGGAUGGAAUAAAACCUUGUACUCCAGUACAGGUCUGGCCCCUUUGCACCCAGGGCGGGCCUGGAGCCAGGUUGAGCAGGGCUGGGGCACUGCCAGAGCUCCAGACAGAGCCCAGCAAAAUCUCCUGCUCAUCCUGCACCCACAGCACCUCCAGGGGCUCAGCAGCUGCCAGCCCCCACAGCAGUCCCAAGGGGAUGUGUUCCUGCUUCUCAACCCAGAGCCUUCAUUCCCAGCCUUCAUUCCCACUGGGCUCAGCUCCUGCAGAGACCCCUUGAGAUCUGAGCCCAUCCCAGCUCCUCUCCUGCACCCAUCAGCUCCCAGGGGUUCCCAGCUCCCCCUCUUUGAGUUUGGGAUUGCUGAGCCCAGCCCAGGACACAGCCAGGCCCCGGGGUCACUGAUGGGCUGUUCCUGGGCAGCUCCUGCCAUCCCUCCUGCAGCUUCCCAGGCCUGAUUCCAGUCCCCACAUCCAGCCAGGGCUGGGGGCUGAGCCAGGCAGUUCCCACAUCCCCCCAUCUCUCCAGCCCCCAUCCCCUGCAGGCUCCCAACCCAGGGGGGUUGGUACAACCCCCACAGGGCACGGUGCCACCCUGGCACCUGCACACAAGCACCUGGACGGGCCCCAGUGCAAGGGAAGAUUCCCCAGCUCAUCCAGAAUCUCCAAAAGCUCAUCCAAAGCCAGAGGGCACCAAGAGCAGCCUCCAAAGGGGUGACAAGGCUGAUACCCCCAUGGCAGGGCUGCAGGGCCCUGUUUUCCCAGUCCCCUUGGAGGGGUGGAGGGAGCUGAGCUGAGCCUUGGCUCUGCAGCACUUGGUCCUGGAGCACGCUGGGCUCUUGGCCAAAGCAAAACAAGCACUCCAAACCCCUCCAUUGUCAACCCAUCCCUUUUCCUCCACCUCUCAUCCCCACUCCUGCUGUCCCAACCACCUCGGUGACCCACAACAGGGCUCUUGAGGUCCUCAGGUCUCAAACGCCCCCGGGAGCAGGGAGCUGGGGUUUACAAGAAACGCAGCAGGGGUUCCCAGAUUUCCUUUGAAAAGGAGUUUAACGUGGACAUGGCCCAAGGGAGCCGGCAGGGGCUGUGGUUGCCAUGGAGGAAGCAGGGAAAGCAGGGAGUGGGGGGAGCCGGGCUCCGCGCCAGCGGGCAGUGGCCCACCCUGCUUUCCUGGAAAGGAGAAGGCUCGUGGGUGGGUGGAUGGGAGAAGGAGAACUCCAGCAGCAUCAGGGCAAAGAGCAGCCUCACCCUGUCUGGAGAGAGCCCAGCUGGAAUUCCUGACUGUGAGGAACUGGCACAGGUUACCCCGAGAGCCUCAGCAGCCCCUCUGCCUCCUCCAUCGUUCUCCCUGUCCCGGUGCUCCCAGCAGAAGGGCUGGACACCCCCAGCCUGGCCAGGGCUGGGCUCCCACCUGGACAAGUGGAUUGGCCACCAGGAGAACCCAGCAGCAAGAAAACCCUCCACAAAAACUGCCUGAGGCACCUGUGCCAACACUACCUGUCCCAGGACUUGCUCCAGGAAAGAAAGAACAAAGUGUGGAAAGACUUGGAUGAGGACACACCACUUUUCUCUGACUAAGGAAACAAAAUCUGCUGUGCAAAUGGAGCAAAGUAUUGAAGAUUUCUCAUACAACUUUUAUGUUAUGGUUAAAACUGUUUAUUAGAAAUUACAGCUCACUAUUUUA